This is a messenger RNA of Pieris brassicae (large cabbage white), 8144 nucleotides long. It is a transcript of the gene chico, whose product is annotated as insulin receptor substrate 1. Bases 627 to 3074 code for a protein of 815 amino acids. The transcript is spliced from 13 exons. Gene Ontology annotation, molecular function: phosphatidylinositol 3-kinase binding; insulin receptor binding. Gene Ontology annotation, biological process: insulin receptor signaling pathway. Gene Ontology annotation, cellular component: cytosol; plasma membrane. NCBI's taxonomy places the organism in Eukaryota, Metazoa, Arthropoda, Insecta, Lepidoptera, Pieridae. The record is from RefSeq and is a predicted model, not a curated record.
UGUUCGAAAAAUGACACGCAAUAGCGACGAGCCAAUAAAAAACGACGCGCAAAAACAAGAGUUUUGUAAAUCGAGUGCAAAACAUUCAUCUACUUUCCUGUAACUUGAUUCUUGUACUGACUGUGUCCAGAUGGUUUUGUGUUAGUGAUAGUGCAAGACUAGUUUGGAAUCUGAUUGUUUUGGUGUCGUUCCAAGGCAUGACCACGGCGUGACUUCCAUGCCCUGUGUACCUACGGAAGGGCGUGCAGAUUACGUUUACUAUGAAUGGUUUUAUCUCUUUCUAAACUCGAGUAUCUGUGAAUGACCGAGUGUAACAGCGAGCGUACCAAAUUAUGGAUUGAAAAGUGUUUGUUGUUUGUAUUUUGAUAUUUGCACCGCAUUGCUGCGGAGUAAUCGCCGUUAUCUCGAUUGAAGAUCGUAGUGGUUGAAAAUAAGCAGUCAUAUGGCGCCAGGACUAUCUCGAAUACGGAUUAGUUACGCCGUUCGAUUUGUCGAGCGCUUUACUAUUUACGCACUAUUGAAAAGAGAUAGUACGUAUUUUUAGUCGCGUCAACCGAGACUAGUGACUUUCAUAACACUUCGUAAACAACUUGAAGGUUAUUUGUGUCUGAUGCGGAGGCGCUGACAUGGCUGCGGUUUCUGAGGCUGGCGCCAUCGUGCGUCAGGGCCACCUACGAAAAUUAAAGACGAUGAAAAAGAAAUUUUUCGUUCUGCGCGCGGAAACCUCUGACUGUUCUGCUAGGCUAGAGUAUUACGAGAGUGAGAAGAAGUUUAGAUCAGGCGCGGCCCCGCGCCGCGUGCUGUCCCUAAAGAGCUGCUACAACAUAACUAGAAGGUUGGACUUGAAGCAGAAGCAUGUGAUUGCUCUUUUCACUCGAGAGGAACAGCUGUGUAUAGUAGCAGAGAAUGAGCAAGACUUGCAUGCAUGGUUGGCUGCUAUACUCAAAUUAUUCCGCAAUGAUGAUGCAAGUGCUGAACUUCUACAUCCCAUACAACACGUAUGGCAAGUGAACGUCCAGAAGAAAGGUCUGGGCGCGUCCAAGAGCAUCCAAGGUUUAUAUAACCUGUGUCUCACAGACAAGACUUUAACCCUAGUUAAGAUCAAAAGCCACAACAACAUCAUCAGCGACCUGGUUAUACCGGAACGUGUGGAGUACUCUCUGAAGAAUAUUAGACGGUGCGGUGAUUCGGAAUGUUUCUUCUACAUGGAAGUGGGGCGGCAGACGUCGACAGGUGCGGGAGAGUUGUGGAUGCAUUCUGAUGACUCUAACAUCGCGCAGAGCAUGCAUUCAACUAUAUAUCAUGCGAUGAUGAACUGCGCGAAAGAGUCGGAGAAUGAAAAGGAUCAUAUAGUGAUACCGGGGAAAAGUUCUUUGCUCGAGAGUUCGAACCCACUACCCGCACGAAGGCAAACCUACUCAGAUGGCAGAGGACGCGCUGGACUUUAUAACGAGAAAGGCCUCUGCGUGGGCGCGUGCAUACGGCAGUGCGUCUGCGCCUCCGCCACCUACUCCAUUGAUGAUUCCGCCGCUGCCGUCCCCACUAACGCAGAAAACCAACCGCCGAAUAACACACUAACGCCCGAACAGCAGGACCGCCCCGCGCGGCAUAUUAAACACCACCGUACAGUGUCCCUCCCAGCCGGCUGUUCAGUCUUCCAGGAGCCUUUGAAGAUCGCCCACGGCAGAACUAGAUCCGAGCCUCUCACAGGGGACGAAGUAGAUCGAGCUAUCUUAGAGAAAACAGUGAUGCACUCCUCCUGCAAAACCGUCAAUGGAACGGAUUCUAUGAAGAAGAAUCCCUGGUGCAGACGUGCCAGUACCGGCACACGGUUUUCCAAACUGUCGCCGGCGCAUACCAAGAAUGUAACGGCACUUCGUAAUCGUUGUGAGACGAUGCCUUCUAGGGCUUAUUCCUCGUUCGAGUCGGACCGUCCACAAAUAACGAGGCACACUGAUGUCGUUGACGGUCUGACUUCAUCACGCGACGACAUAGAUUCUAUAUCAGAGUGGUAUCGCACUCCGCGAAUACCUGAAGAGCCGGACUGCUGCGAAUAUAUGUUGCCUCGGGAUUUUAUGAGUAUGCGCACGGGGUCCAUUGCACACUCUCGGACAUCGUCAAUGGGGGUGGACGACGGGGGUGAUAGAGACGUGGGGGACGUACCUGACGGCUACUUGCCCAUGGGUCCGCCGCACGUGUCCUCCUCUGCCUCCGUCUGUAGCGGGACGCCUUCUACGGAUCCACGGUUUAGCGAAUACCAACUGGAACCGGCGACGUCCCACAUAUCCGAGGAGCGGUCGACGCGCGCGUACAGCGUCGGAAGUCGGCCCGUGCGCACGGAGCGCGUCGAGCCCGCUUCGAGGCUACGAGCGUACAGUGCGGGCGCGAGGCGACGCCCAGCGCACGCCAGGCCCACGGAUGACCUCAUGGAGAUUGACUUCUCCGCGAAUUCACCACAGUCUAAGCCAACUAUCGCCCGAACGCCGCCGACCCACUCGGACAUACCCAAAUCGAAACCCGUCGACGAAUACGUCGACAUGUCCCCCCGCAACGCCGGCUAUGUAGAGAUGAAGCCCGGCGAGCCGAUCGCUCCCAUCCCCCCUAUCAACCCCGUGUCCUCCCCGAUGAACCCCCUGACCCCCCCGGACGGGUACGUGGAGAUGAGCUAUCGCUCUCGGACUCGCCCCAUAGCUAUAACGAAUCGGCCGUCCUAUUCCUCCCCCGAUUCGGAGAAAGCCCUCCACGGAUCGCAGACCAUUUUCCCCUUUUCCCCCGAUUCCCCCCCGGAAAUCGAGCACGCGUUGAGCACCGUGAGGGAGAUUUCGGAGGAGGGAAGAGACGGAAGAGAAGGAAGAGUCGAAGUCUCCUCUUCGCCUCAGUACGUGACGUUGGCGAGGCCCGAUUGCCUCAACAAUAAUAAGACUGCCAAGAUCGAUGAUAACAGAGAGGGUGGGCGCCUUCACUAUGCGGCUCUGGAUCUGGAGGCGCGCACUCCCCCUGCCCCUCCCCCUCACCGCCUCUACACGCAGAUCGACUUCGCCCGCAGCGAGACAUACGCCGCCGACGCGCUCUAGCCAGAUGUGUGCACUUUGAAGUCGGCGAUCAGCCCACCGGACGCCUCCGCACGAGAACACGUACACGCGUACGUACGUAUACGCAACAAACGGGAUUAUCAAAUUUUGAUAGGAAAUUUAAAAUCACGUUGAAGUUCUACGUCCGUAUUCCGAGCGUCGACUUUUGUAAAGACUAAAUUGUGAGACACGUGCCGGAAUACGGGCCCCUAAGGGAGAUCCUAUCAAUGAUCGAGAACGCGGCUUGAGCGACGUCGUACAAAAUCUGGUUAAAUCUAAUGUUAUGCUUUUGUUAUUUUUCUGUUGAUUUUUGAUUUGAAAUAUUAAGUUUAGAACGAAAUUAUGUAAGACUCGGGUCGCUCGCUUCCGUUUUAAAACGAUACGUUAAAUCUUUCCCGGCGAGCCCCGUCCGGGCCGUCGAAGAGAUUGUACACUCGCGUCGUCGACGAAGACCGGCCGGUCGACGCGCCCGUCUCGCUCUUCGUCGCCGGACGAGUUCGCGCUUUGCGUCUGUUGAAUAUUUGUAAAAAGUUUAUGUAAUUUAGAUUUUCACACAUAGCUUUCGUACGUAGGAUACGUAUUUGUAUAUAACGAUUUUAUAUCAAAAAUAUUAAUCGAGCCUCUUAGCCAAUGACGCGCUUCCAUAUAGGAUUUUUAUUAAAGUGUUAAAAAAAGAAAUAUUUUUCGUAAUGCCUAGUGAAAAUACUCAUCAAUAUUUUUGAUAUAAAAUUUUCUCAUGUUGUCCCGUGGUACAAUGAUCGAGCGGAUACCUUUUGGGAGUCGUUGCUAUAAUUGAAUGAAAUAUAUAUAUAAAUACAAAGUGAACUCGACACGCGAUAAGACAAUAAACGAUUUUACGUUUAACAUUCGCAAAAAUUUGUUUCCUGCGCGUGUCGCGAACACGUAAGCCACGGUUGUGAGUGAGGCCUAAUUAUUCGACGGUUACGCACCGACGUACCUGUCGUUCGUAGUUACAGCUCCGACCGCGAAAUCGACGGCGACAGACGGUCGCGUAUACGUGCGCGUACGUACAGGCCAUACCUAUAUAUCGCGUUGUAUAUUGUAAACAAUAUUUUAAAAAGUUGACACAGCUCUUAUUUUCGUACGAUUUGUAAUAAACAGUUAGAGAAUGAGAAAAAUAGCAGAAUUGAGGCCGCGGCGCGACCGACUGUCCCGUCCCCGGUCCGUUUGUUAUACUGUUUAUGACGAGAGUCCCGUUGGCUUCCCGUUUGAUUUAUUAUGACCACUGCUCGACGACUCUCGGCGUAGACAGGAACCUGAGCCUGCCCGUCGUCCCCUUCGUUACCUCGGAGAUACCACCCGUGUUUAGUUCCUCGGCGUGUGACGCGGUAUUUAUUACGGACACGUAUACCUUCAGUCUCGCCGCUGUGGCCGGACUUUCUGUAACUAAUUAUGAACAAUUUCAUUUUAAUUGCGACGAAAAAUUUCCCCAAUUUGAAAUCGCCCAUUGUGAAUUCACCAAAUGUUGCCAAACGAAGGGAGUAUUUGUUGGCCUUCGGUUGAUUUGCCAGUUUCGAGUAUUGGCAACAUCUCUCACGAUGACUCUUAAUUGGCGUUUCUCUCUUUUCUCUCGUAAAGUUCGGGCUCAGGCUUCGCGAUGUGUUCAAGAAAUUUGUUUUCAUAUUGACAGUUUACAGGUAGGUGUUAUUGUCUCCGGUUACGUGUUAAACUUGUUAUUGCGUGUUUCGUUGGUAAUGGGUGUCAGAUGUGACGUAUUUACUUGAUUUCUGUCAAAUUAUAUAAUUGUCGAACGUUUGGUUAAGUGGAAAUGGAGUUAGUGAAACGGUUCGACAGCCCUCGUUUGUAUAUUUUCAACCCGUUGACGUCCACUGCUGAAGCAGUGCGGCAUUUGGCCCGCCAUUAUUUGAAUGACAUAUCAAUAAUGUCAUUCUAUAAAAUACUUAACAAUUCUACAAAAGUCAUAAAUUUGGCACAAAGUUUUUGAGAUGGUCAGCGUGAAAAUUUACUUGUCAAUUGCAUAUCUCUGGUUAGAUUGUAGAUAAGGUAUAUUUUUGCAAAAAAAAUGCGUUAAAACGCCCUUGUAUCGUGAAUUUAAGCGUAAUACGAAAAGUUUAUUAGCUUCGUAUGGUUUAAAUCAGUGGACCCAACAAAAAGUUUCUGCAACUCCAUUAAAUUUACAUCUAAACACCAAAGUCAGUUUAGAAAAGUGUUUCUCAUCAUUCUUGGGCCAUGCUCCCCAAUCCCCACCAAUGUAUAACAUGCAUAAUUUGUAGUAAUAAAAAUUUAAUUGUUUAGUUAAGAAACUGAAUAAAAAUAAAUCACUAGGAAAUUGGUUACGAAAAACACGGCAAAUAAAUUUUUUUUUUGAAUUUAAAAUUCAAACUAAUUCUAAUAAAUAAAUAGCUUAAUAAUCAAAUUGGCCCCCUGUGGGGAGUGGGUCCCACGAUGGGAAACAUUGGUUUAGAACGUUGACCACGAUUAGAACUGGCCAUAAUAAUUCCAGAAUAAAAACUCAGCCAUCGUUAUCCAUUUGUCAGCAUAUGCGGCACAUCGGCCGCUUCAGUAACUUUUAGCUGACCCGUAGUCUGUUCCAGCUAUGAUUAGCUCAAUUAUACAUAGUCUGUCCGUUGUUGGGUACAAUUACGAAAGUUUAGCGGUUCUUGGUACUACAUGUAUGUACCACUGAUACGUUUUGUUCUUUAUAUAUGAACUGUUAACUAAGUAAAUUUAAGCAGCUCUUGAUUUUCUAUUUGAAAAAUUAUGACGAAGAUCUGCAAUUUGAAAAAUGCCAGAAUUUGUUCAAUACUUUAAUGUUCCUCUUGAUAUGUCUACAGUAUCAUUUGACACAAAUAAUAGAGCUGUUUAUUUUAUACGUAAUUGGUACAUUUCAAAUCGUUUCACUCGGAAUGAAUUAGUCUGGAAACGUUCCACGAGCAGUGUAUAAAUCGACGACCUGUUCGUUGACGUCCACUAAAUAGAAUUUUAAUAUUAAGAAAACUUUAUAUUACAAUAGUAUAAUCAUGCUUUGUUGGAUUUUGAUUAGACCUCUGAGUCAGUCGGUCAUUAAAGGCUCUCAUACUUGAUGGAAAUUGAAGAUUGAUUUGAGGAAUUUCAAUUCCCAAAUUCAACUCGGGUAAUCGUUAACCUUUAGUUAAUGGAUUUUUGUGUAACGAAAAUAUCGAAGCUUUUUUCGUUGGAAGUUGUCUUUUUGCUCUCUCGUCCCGUUAAUGUUGGGUUCUUCUAAUUUUUUUUUUCUCUUCUAAUAAAUCUAUUCUCUGCGUCAUUAGCUUUUGACGCUACAAGAUCCCCACAAAUCCGUAUGACCCACUUACGUGCAGUUUCAAGGUGUUGAGGUGCGACCGGCGCACCAGCAGCGGUGUCUAGCUCCAACAACUCGUCCUUUAGCUUCAGACAAUUUUGUCUGCUUACUCCAAGCACAAGCGAUAGAUUUAUCAGUUAAAUAAUCUCUCAGCCUUACCAUACAAACUCGUUACGAGCCGGUCGUCGAUGCAGUAAAUGUCGUAUGAAAUAUUCACGGUUGACAUUCCGACCGAAGCAAUUUGACUAGUCACAUGUGUUCAAUAAUCUUCCACUACCAAUCCUGAUAACUAAAUGUUGUGUUACAAUGAUUAUCGUUUAAUAGAUAUUCUACUACAGUAAUCAUGAAAAUUUCUAUUGAUAAGUACGAGAUUGGCCCUAAGAGCUGUAGGUUUUUGUCAAUUUACAAACUAACACAUCCCACCAUAUAUUUAUACUGUAAAUAUCCUACCACGACAAAAUCGAUGGCUCUUACCGGACUUCGCUCGAUAUGACGUAAUGGGAUCUGUAUGUGCCUGACUGCGUUGACACCAAAUUUUAUAUAUAAUGUUAUUGUCCGCAAUUUGGACCGCUUCUGGUCGAUAAAUUAGCUUUAAAUUACCCCUUGCUUUCACGGCUGCAAAGGUUCGAUUCAUCUUCGAUACCGACCGUGCCCGAGGGUCUGUAUAAAGUUGGAGUAAAAUUUCGUGAUAUUCGAUAUCCCAGAAAAUUGCGUCGCCGGCUCUUGGCGAAUGUUUUAAGCGGUAAUUAGUACAAUUGGGCACAGCCGUUGUUUUUAUACAUGCAUAUAGCGUCGGUGUCUGCGACUUCAACCAGUGUGAGUAAGAUUUGUUCAAUAACGAGUGGAUAAGACUUAAUUUAAUUUAUUAUUUAAUUUAGGCUUAACGUUCGCACUGACGAGUCGCGAGGCGUCGGAGUCCGUUCAGCCCGUGCGCAGAUAGCUAGCCACCUCGCAAUUAUGUAGUUACUUUUAGGUAUAUAUUACAUUUACGAGUAGCGUAUUUACUUUAUUCCACUUAGCUGUAAGGCGCGUCGAGUCGUCGAGUCGGCCCUAGCGUCGAGCGCACCCGUACCGAAUGGCGUAAACGAACCUCCUUUUAUAAUGCAAGUUGUUAUGUUCAUAUUUUACAAAGUGUUAUAUAGAGAAAAUAUUUAUUCAUAAGCACAAAUACGUUUUACGCUAAGUGUCACAAAAGCAGAUGGAAGUAUAUUUAGAAAAAAGUUGCGUAUUAUAAAAGGAGCGUUGGCGGUACACGUAUUAUACGACAUCGAAAGCUGGUGUGAAUGCGGCCUUAUUGUCGUAUGUUGUACGAGAAGAAGCUCCACGAGAGACGUCAUGACAAAUGGAGUUUUAUUCUAUACUAGUCCCAUUGCAAGUUUAAUAGGAUUUUGCAUAAAGAUGUUCCUGUAAAGUUUUUUUUUUUUAAUAUUAUUGAGUAAGUGUGCAUAGUGAACGUGUAGUUGCGACGGGAGUGCCGAGCGGGGUGGUUCUGCAGAGGUGCUACUCGUGUUAGUGACGUCAGCUUGCGGCCGAGCCGUAUCACAACGCCCUAGAUCUAGACUAACAUCACUACACUUACGUAUUUUAGCUUUUGUAACCGAGUGCGGCUCUCGCUGAAAUGUUUCUAUCACAUUAAAAGUUUUCUCUCGCAUUUUCGUGGGCUCGCCCGAUGUUAUGUUUUAUAAAUAUCUAAAUCUAAUUUUUCGUACGUUGCGUUUUGUUUACUUUCAUAUUACGAUUAUAUUGUAAAUAAAUAAAAGCUUUGGAUUUGA